Messenger RNA from Saprolegnia parasitica CBS 223.65, 1076 nucleotides. RefSeq lists its product as hypothetical. Gene Ontology annotation, molecular function: cation binding; protein serine/threonine phosphatase activity. Gene Ontology annotation, biological process: protein dephosphorylation. The transcript has a single exon. The record is from RefSeq and is a predicted model, not a curated record. Lineage: Eukaryota; Oomycota; Saprolegniomycetes; Saprolegniales; Saprolegniaceae. Bases 1 to 1047 code for a protein of 348 amino acids.
AUGGGCGCGUGCUUGUCCGAGGUGUCCAGGGCCGCGCCGAUGGAGCGCUGGCAGGCGACGCCCGCCAUGCGCCGACCCGCCAAGAAGAUGACGUCGAGUGCUGGCUCAGUGGCCUCGUCCAGCUUCAAGACUGUGCGUGCGUCGACCGACCAGCCGCCACCAACCGAGCUCACGAGCCUCCUCUCGCCACGCGACCCCGCCAGGCAAGAUGCGAGGUACCUCGAGCAGGAAGACAUGAUUGCGAUCCAAGCCAUGCGCGCAUCACGCGUGAGCCACCUCUUGUUUGGCGCGGCUGCGUUCCAGAACAAGCAGCUCAAGGCGAGCAUGGAAGACGAGUGCGUGCUGCUGCCAUCCAUCGUCGGCCCCGGUGGCGAGAGUGGCGCCUUCUUUGGCGUUUAUGACGGCCACGGCGGCGGCUUUGUCUCCAAGCACCUCGCCCGCAAUCUCCAUGCGGCCGUCCAGUCGCGCUUCCUUGCCGACCCCAGCGCAAGCGUGUCCAGCGUACUUUGCGAGAGCUUCACGGCUGUCGAUACGGGCCUCGAAGAGAUGGAAGAGGCCGACGCGUGUGGGUCCACGGCCGUCGUCUGCGUCGUGCUGCCGACCGAGUGCUACGUGGCCAACAGCGGCGACUCGCACUGCAUCUUCUUUGACGGGAUGCGGACGCAGCGGCUCUCGGCCGACCACCAUGUGCGCAACACCGUCGAGACCGACCGCAUCAAGCACCAGCAAGGCAUCAUCUUGAACCAGCGCGUGAGCGGUGUGAGCCGCGUCACGCGAGCCUUUGGCCAAAACAACGAAAAAGACCUCAUCAUCCCGACGCCGCAUAUUGCGUGCAUUGCGCGGCCGCGGGAUCGAACCGCGGCCUUUCUGCUGCUCGUCAGCGACGGCGUCACCGAUGUCUUGACGGACGACGACAUGGUGCGCUACGUGCGGCGCGGGCUGCUCGAGUGCGACUUAAGUCCCGACGACGUCUGCCGCGAACUGCUCGAGGUCUGCCGCCUCAAGCGGGCGGUCGACAAUAUGACCGCGGUCCUCGUCCUCCUAUAAGGAUGCAAUGAGACACCUAUUUAUCACAC